Molecule: messenger RNA, 1800 nt
Organism: Leptidea sinapis
Lineage: Eukaryota; Metazoa; Arthropoda; Insecta; Lepidoptera; Pieridae
Product: inactive peptidyl-prolyl cis-trans isomerase shutdown-like
Exons: 4
Coding region: 400-1686 (428 amino acids)
Molecular function (GO): protein binding; peptidyl-prolyl cis-trans isomerase activity
Source: RefSeq, a predicted model, not a curated record
AACUUUAAUCUUAGUUGAUGCAUGAUGUACUAGUUAACUGCACAGUUACAUUUUAUCGUUCGUUAAAAUUAAGUUAUCUUAUAUUUCUCAGUUAUCGUUAUAUUUAAGUGAAAGUUUUAAAUUAAAAAUAAAACAAUCAAAAUACCUUUUAUUUCUGAAAACAAUUUUUAUGUAAAUAAUUUACUAAUAGGUCACAUAUCACCUUAAAUCGUGAAGAUUGCCUAAGUUUCCGUAGCUACAAAUACCUCUGUUACUUUUGCAAAUAGGUAUUUGCAAUUGCGAUUUUUGAGAAAUAGAGCCAAUUUAAUGUGUUCUUUUGUAGGUUGUAUAUUAUAAAUACGUUGAUAAAUGUAAAAGAUCUUUUCCAACUGGCACCAAGAAUAAAAUUAACAAAUUGUUAUGGAGGAAACCAAAGAGUUUAAAAUAGCUUUAGAAAAUGGUCUAGACCUUGAGAAAUUAUGCACAACAGGUUCAGUGUUAAAUAUUCAUGAAGAUUACAAUGAAAAUGAUUAUGAUGAUGAGACAGAUGACAAUAAAAUAAAAACUGAUUAUAUUGGUACACCAAUAAAGAGCUUUGCCAUUCUCGAUAAACAGAUGACAGCUAUCGAUAGUAAUGGUUAUGUCAAAAAGAAAAUAAUUUCUGAAGGUGGAGGCUAUGAACUUAAUGAUGGCUGUACUGUCUCUUUUGCUUUUACUGGUUAUUGGGAAAAUGAACCUGAGCCAUUUGAUGUGAGGAAACCUUCUAAACCUAUGGUUGUAGAUCUAAAAGAUAAUGGCUUAUUACCAGGUCUUUUAAUAGCAAUCAAAUCAAUGUUGGUUGGUGAAACUUCAUUAUUUCUGCUUUCACAUCAGUUAAUGUAUGGAGACUUAGGGGUUCCCCCAAGGAUUAAACCUAAAGCAAAAUGUGCUUUCUACAUAAAUUUAAUCAAGUGUAUUUUGACACCUGCUGAAGGCAAUUUAGAUUUAUCUGAACCUAAUAGUUUUGCUAGAGUAUCUAAAGAAGUCAAGUUAUUGUAUGCAUCAGGGAUUACAUUACAUAAGUCAAACAACUAUAUGGCAGCUAUAAAGCUAUUUAAAAAAGGUGUUCAUAUGCUACAUUCAUGUCGUUUAGCAAAUGAAGAAGAGGAAAAAUUCCAAAGACAACUUCUUAUCAAACUCUAUACCAAUUUAUCUAUUUGCUACAAUAUAGCUAAACUACCUCUCAAAACUUGCACUAUGUGUAAUGAACUCAAUAGAUUGGAUAGUCUAUGGAACAAGUCUAAGGUGUUGUUUCAAAAUGCCAAGGCAUUGAGAAUGAUUGGUCAGUUUGAUGAAGCAGAGAAAAAGUUAAAAAGAGCAAUGAAAUUGUCACCGAAUAAUGAGGAGUUGACAAAUGAGCUUGCAGUAUUACAAAAAACUCGUGAAAAUUGCAAUAAACGGAAACUAUUAAUUAAUUAUGAAGGACAAAUGUCUAAUGUUGUAAAUGAUAAUUUUAAAAUAGAAGUAGACCACCUAAUUAAAUACUUUAAAGAAAAUGACAACUUGUGCAAGUAUACUUUACCUAGUGGUCUAAAUUCAGAGGAAGUUAAUUAUGUUAAAGAGGCUUGUGAGCGUGAAAAUAUAUAUUUCAAUAAAGUUGAAACAAAUUAUUUAUUAGAUAGAGAGGAUGAAUCUUCAAUUGUAGAUGAUUGGAACAUAGUCUGUUAGUUAUAGCAAUAAUUGUGAAAUGGAGACUGAUUCCCAUAACUUAAUUUCCAUAAUUGUAAAAGGUCUUAUUAGACAAAUCAGGAUUGAUUAUAAAUAUAUCAUUCAACAAAUAUA